UGGAAGCUCGGGAUUUACCAAGCGGGGGCCUUUAUCCUUUCAUACGGACUCUUUUCUGUAAUGUUGGUUCAAAAUGCAAAAAUACUAGCUAUGCAACACAGGAAAACAACCGCUUACGUACUGCAGGCAUCCAGACGGGUCCAGAGAGAUUCACAGGACCUGAUCUAGACAUCAUGAAAGAGAUAGAGGAACUUGCAGAGGGAUUUAUUGAGACCACAGAGAAAGCCAUGGCUUUAGAAAAGCUAUGGGAAGAAAAUUCAAAGUUCUCAGGGCUCUGUAACAUCACCACCUUUCUUAAUAUGGAUUUGAAUGAAGCAGAGGAGAUGAUUUCUAGAGCAGAAAACCUGUACAAGCAACCAUACUUCUGGAACUUUUUGCAUUCGCUCCCUCACCUUGAAUUGAGCAGCUUUUAUACAGAAGAUGAGGUAGCUGCUGUAACACAGUUUCUAGAAGCUAUUCAAAAUAUCUUAGCAUCAUUGAAGGAUUUAACUAUGAUGCCAUGGGGCCAAAGUUUCUAUGAAAUGGUGAAAACAACGUUGAAUUUAACUGCUGCAACAGUACAAGAUAGGAGCUUAGACGGUUUUCACUAUAAUCUUUCUCUCUGGGAUGUUUUGUGGAAUCCACAUGCAGUGAGAACAGAACUUGAAUCCAGGUUUGGUUUUGAUGAUCUUCACAUUGAGAAGUUACUAAGUUAUACAGCACAAUUAAGAAAGAUUCCCACAGGAGAGACACUGGAGCAGUUUGUGUGCUUUGCUCUGUCGAGAGUGCCAAAAGAUGAAGCAAAUGAAGAGAAUAAUGAAGACGAUUGUAUUUCUACAUGGCAUGAGGCCAAAAUAUAUCUUGUUCAUGCUGUCAGCAAGCUCAGACUCUAUGCACAGGUAUUUGAGCAAUGGUUCAGCAACAACAGGUUCUCUCAGAAACUCCUUUUGGAACUUGAAAGAAUCACAGAUGAUUUAAUGUCUCGGUUUCUAGAUGACAGGGAAGUCAGGAAACUUUUUGCAGAGAUAAGUACCCUGAUCCAGGAAUGGAAUAAGAAAUCAGAUGCCUACUUUUCAGAAGGAUAUACUGCAUCUCAUGAUCUAAUCCUGAAUCUGGAGAGAAUGAAGUCUGUACUUCAGGAUGUACCUCAAUGGCCUAUUUCAAAGAGAUUGCUUCUGGUAGAUGGAGCCAUAAGGAAUGUGAUAGCACAGUAUUUAUACUUCACUGAAGACGCUUUACGUAGCCUGGAAAAACUGAUUCCCUUUGCCCAAAGAGAUGGACUCAUUCAUCUUGACAUCAGAAAGCUCUUUGUGGAGCUAAAACAGAUGUUGAUGAGCAAUGCUUCCUAUGUUUGCAAUGACCUGCUUACAAUGUUUGAGAAGACCCUAAGACUUCCACAGGGCUCAGAUGGCAUUGGCAUUUUAGCAAUAUACAUGUGCCCUGGCAAUGGCUCAGAGGUGACCUUUAAGCUAGGUAACCAGCUCCAGUCACUAAAGGAAUCUGUCCUGCUUCUGCAGAAAGUAACUCAGGGACGACAGAGCCUGCCAGAUCCAGUAAUGAAUGACUCUUUGGGAUGGCAAGAAAUAGAAGAACAGCUAACCAAAAAUUAUGCUUAUUACUGUGAAAUUAGUCAGUUGCUGAGCACAGAAGCACCAUCUGAGGAGGAUGUCCAUUUCAGCUCUUGUCAGGAACAGCUGCUCUUCUCACUAACUAAUAAUACACUUGAAGAAAUUUUGUUUGUUUUUGAGAAUAACCCAUACUGGGAGGAUUUAGCAGCUUUUGUCAGUUGGAUGUGUGAGGUAGCUCAAUCCAUGAAUGAAAAAGCAGCAGGCACCAUGGGAGGUCAGUCAGAUGAGCUAGAAGCAUCUUUAUGUUCUAGACAAAAGCUCAAUUUGGAGACCAUUUUAGGCCAUUAUUUAGCAUUUCUGCAAAACUUACCAGAUUAUUCCUCAUUUAUUUCCUGGGCACGGAUUUUGACAUCCUUCAAAGAGUUCUUGAAGAGAGAAGAAAACUUAACUAUUUCUGGUGAAAAGGAUAUAGAUCAUCUUUUUCAUCUGGUAGAAGUCAUAGAACAUAUUAUAAUGCUUGAUUUCUCAGCUUCUUCAAACCAGUCUCUAAUUGAAAAUGUCUUGAAUAAUACAAUUACAUGGAUGAAAACUUUUGGUGAGGGGAAGGAAUCUGCAGUUUCUGAACUCCUUAAUGAGCUGCAAGAAAAUUUCCAGCCUCUUCAGCGAUUCUGGACGAAAGAGAGGAUAGAAGUUUUCUGGCGUAUAGUGAAAGUUGUAUUCUCUAGGCUCUCUCAUUUGAGGCAAGUGGAACAGGAGGAGGUAUUAGAGGCCUUAUCUAGAAUUUCCAUUACAGAAAAUAAAAUCCAUAAUAGAAGUAUACUAUUGCUCCAAAAUAUCCUGACUAGUUGGCCACAGUUAAAUAUUGCUGCUUUGAACCAUCAAAAACACUUAAGUGAAAACUUCCUAAGGAAUCUCUAUGAGGUUGGAUUGUUGGCUGAUGAUCAUGUCAAUGUUUCUUUCAGCAGAAUUCAUAGGGUUAGUAAUGCCUCCUCUUUAUUACUCUCAAAUGCAACUUUUAGAUACAAAGUACAAGAAUUGGGAGAAAUUGUGCAUGGUUUCUUCAAAAACAUCCAAAAACUAAACAGCAAUAGUGUGGUCUCACUUGUUCCAAUACUUUUCUCUUUGUAUCAGAAUGAAGAUCUCAUCUUAAAUGUUGAAAGCAAUAACACUCUGUUAACAGUUCUUUAUGAGAGUUUGAAAGUUAUAUCAUCUUUUCAAGGAUGGCAUGAUUUCCAAGAUAGGGAUAAAGUUUUUGAUUUGCUGUCUGAAACUUUUGAUGUUCUCUGGAACUUCAGUAGUAAAUCUCUCUGUGAAAAGUUACUAAACAUUUACAACUACACGGAAUUUCAGGCCCAGUCUCUUGCACAGAAAGGAAAAAAAGAUAUGCAUGUUGUCUAUAGCACUCUGAGCAGCCUUAAAACUUUGUUUAUAGAUGAAGAGCUCCAAAGAGAUGUCUUUUGUUAUUUGGAACAGUUUCUUGAUAUCUCCCCAGAAUGCCUGUCACAUAAUGAGUGCAUUGAUUUUUAUCUCUCAGACAUUACUUCUGAUGAUUAUUCAGCAGAGGUUUACAGCUUACUUCUGCUUUCACUGGACAGUGUUCUGUCUAAUAUAACAAACUUGGGAGAUAAGGUAAGUGUGCCUUAUGCUUUGCACUGCACUUUCACAUGGCUUCAAACCUGGACAGAGAUUUUUGAAGAAGCAUCCAAAAUCUUAAAUUUGAAUUCAACCUUUUUUGUCUGUCUAAGAGAUGAUUUGGCAAAUCUCUCUGAAAGUCUUUUAAAUGCAACUCAUGAUAAACUGUGCAAUAGUACAGCUAUGGUUAUUGUUGAAACGACAAGAGCAGCAAUGAAUCAAUUAAAUAUAAUAUUUGAAGGAGGUGGUGAUUUAAAUGACUGGAAAGAUUUUGAAGCUUUCCUUGCCAAUCUUCAAAAUGUAUUUAAUGAUGAAGUUGAUGUCACAAGCUUACUUAAAGGUAACAGUUUAGAAACUGGUUUAGAAAUGAUGGGACUCAUGAUAACCGAAUUGCAGAAAUCUCUACUAAAGGUUGUUAAUGGAGAGAUUUUGAAUUCUUGGCUUGAUACUUUAAUCUCAGAGAGAUCAGGAGAAUCUGAGGUAGAAGAUAGGGGUGCUGGUGUAUUUUCCAUUGGAAAUUCCCUUUCUACUCUUCUCAAGCUUUCCCAAAAGGAACUUGGAAUUAUUCUCACUGAGAUGAAAGACGCAUCUGCUUUCUUUAAGAGUGUACUUCAAGGAAAAUAUAUGGUCUGCAUCAGUGUUUUCCAGAAUAUUACCAAGCUAUUUUUGGACAAUACUCUGAAAGACACAAGCCAUUUGCAAACAAAUUUUUCAUCUCAUCUCAAUUCCUUACUAAACUUUUAUAGUACAGUGGAUGAAGCAGAGGAUUGUAACAGAUGGAUACAUGGAUUCCGUAAUCUCAGUGAAACUUACAAGUCACCUUCCCACCUUGAAAGUGCAAAACAUAUUUUAUUUUUGCUGAAAUCUCUAGAAAGCAUUGAGACAGGUACUAAGCUAAUGCAUGUGAUGGACAUUGUUAAUUUGGUUUUUAAUUUGAUAUUCCCUGAAUGUUCUGUAACUGGUUCUGAUGUGAUUUGUCUAAACGUUUAUUUCGGUAUUGUAGCAAAAGCUUUAAAAAAUAUUCAUCCUGAAUUUUAUGUAAAAGAUUACAUUAGUGUGCUUGAAUUUAUUUUUAUGCUUUUAAGUAACUCUGGAGGGCAGAUGGCUGUCAAUGAUUUAGUGGGGCACUCAUGGUAUGCAUCAAAUAAGACCCAUUUUAUUCAGUCAAUUCAUGGAUUUAACAGGACUUUGAGGACGUUCCCUAAUUCUUUUCACCACGAUCAGCUUUCAUCAGUAGAACUUUUGGCAGAAAUACAAACUCUUCUGAAAAAUAAAACUUUUGAAGUUCAAGAAAACAGCUCCUCUCAUUUAGAUAUUGAGAUUGAACCUUUCUUGCAUCAGAAAAAUGCCACUUUGUUGAUGGAGUUCUUUCAAUAUAUGAUUAGUAAACUUGACUUAGAGGGUGAAUACAAAACAUUUCUCCAGGAACUGAUAGAAACAGCAGCUCUAAAUAUUGAACUGUUAAAUAAAGCGCUUAAAAUAUUCAAGUCUUCUAGUUUUACUGGCUUUCCAUUAAGAGAUGAUAAAGAGUUUCUAAAGCGCAUGGUAGUCUUGGUGCAGAACAUGAAGAGCAUGGAUGUUGAGUUCUUGAUAAGACAAUUCAAACAAGUCCAGAGGAGCCUGGAUAACUUCUUUAAAAAUAUCAAACCUUUGUAUAUUGAGAACUCUGAGUUAAGAAUGUUGACAGACUGGUGGGAUGCAUUUGAGAACAAUUCAUGUAAUUGGAACCUGACUGGCUUAUGGCAAAUAACAGCACUCUUUGAACAAGAUGAGCUCUAUGAUGUAGAAGAGAUUUUCCAUUUCCUCCUUGAUGUCAUCAGUCUUACAGAAAGAUUAGCUCAUGGAAACAUCACGGAAGCUCUAACUGAAAUCUAUGCUUUCAUACUGACUCAGGAAGAAAAAAUGCCAAUGUUUUCUGAAGAGGAGUUCUCUAAUCAAGUAGAAAGUCUUCUGAUGUUACUGGAGACACUGAAAGCUACGUCUGAUGAACCUGCAGAAGCCUCAGUUUGUUUUUCUGCAGCAUUCUGCUGGAGUCUCACAACAGCAACACCUCCCACUUUUACACCUUGUGACUUAGUGUAUACCAAUUAUACCCUUAAUUACAGUGCAGUCAUUGAAGUAAUUAAGGAGCUGAAACUCAUCACUCUGGAAGACAGUUCCUCAUGCACUAUGGAAGACUUUCAGAUGGACAUCACUCGGAAUCUGACUUGCUUUUUUUAUCAGAUCAAAGAAUGGAACUCUAUUCUUUUGAAGUUUUCUGAGCUGCAUCAUGUAAAUGGGUCAGUUCUUAAAGAGCUUCUAGAUUUUUGGAAUGAGCUGUCCCUCUACGCUGUGCCACUGCAGGUGAACAAUACGUAUUCAGUCAACUGUUCUUCUACACCGAAGAGACAAGUGGCUUUACAAAUUAUAGAAACACUGGGCAGUAUAGCAGUGGCAGAAAUGGAGGUGGCCAAAAGUGUUAUUGAACAGCUAGAUGAUCUUUAUGGUGGUCUAAGUUGGAACAGACACACAAGAACAUCACUUAUAAAGACUGUUCUUACUAAUGUUAAGAAUAUGACCAGUGAAGUUUCUGGGCUUCUGGAUACAGAAGCUGUCCUUUCUUUUCUUCCUUUAAUUCAGCCUUUCAUGAUGCUGUCUUCUGUUGGGAACCAGACAUACUCAACACUUAUGGUAUUAUCAGCUUUAAAUGGAAACAGUAAUAUGUCUGAUAACUUUGAGAACUUCUGGUUGCCUGUAGUUACAAGUGUAGAAGAUUUAUUGGUGAAUUUGAAUGUUAGACACUUACUUGCAGUGAUAAACCAAGAGUUUCAGUUAUUAAGGUUAGUCACUGGACAGUCCUCUUCAAUGGAUCUUGAUGUUUUAAUACACCAGUUUAAUGCAUCAUCUGUAACUCCUAUGUUAAGAAAUUUUGAAGACAUACAAAAGAUCAUGAACAGCUUUGUAUGCGAAUGUAACAGUAAAAAUUAUUUUAAAAUAAUACAUUCUCUAAUUCUCCUCAUGACUAAUGAAAAUUCAGCGAAUGACCUAUUGCUGGUUGUGAAAGAUGUUAUUGACUUUCUGGAGAUAUUCCAAAAUAAGCCUAAGAAAGAUUACACUAGUAUGUUGUUUGUUGAUGGUCAUCUUAGCAGAGAAAACUUGAAUCAUACUGCUAAUUCAGUUUUGCUCAAGAGUCUCCUUCAUAUAAUUGCUGAUCUUGCUGUUACAGAAGAAUUACUCCAUCCAAACAAUAUUGAGCUUCAGGCAGCUGAUUUCACUGAUUCAUUUUUUGGUAACACAAAGAAUAGAGAAGUCUCUCUUCAGUCCCAAAACAGAACUCUGGAGUUUAUGCAAGAGAUCUUGCAGAUGAUAUUUCAGUCUACCACAGGGCAUGACAGGAACAAAAUAACCUUCCUGCUAAAAGAUUUGCAUAAGGAUAUAAUAACAGAAAUUAGAGCAUCUAAAAUCUGCGAGAUUCUUCAGGAACAUUUAAGCCCUCCUAGUGUCCUACUCUUGCAGAAAUUGCAGUUUACCAUUUUGAAUGUUCUUAAAAUCUUUUCAGAAGAACCAGCUGUCAUUAACAACCUUUUCUGCGUUGUUACAAAAUGUAAAGAUGGAUUAAUGGGUCACUUACUCCUCUCUGUCAUGGAAGGAAUCACUCUGGUUCAAGAUCAUUAUCAGGAUAUUGAAAGACUGUGGCCUGCUUUUAACAAGGGGGAUUGUGAGAUUAUGGCAUAUAUGAACCAAAAACUUUCCAAUAUUUUGGAGAGCUUCCUGAGAACCAUGCAGAAUACCAGCAAUGGCAACUGUGAAUGUCAACUAACUUUGGGGAAUGUACAGAGACAACUGCAAAUGGUGGCUGAAAAUUUGGAGCUACAUUUGUCAGAAAAUCCUGCAGCAGAGUUUCUCAGCAAUUUUAAUCUUUUGAAUGGUAUGAAAGUCAAAGAUUGUGUGCAGAAUCUUACUCAGCUGAGGCUGGACAUUGGCUCUUCUGUGAAUAUUUCUGAGGAAACUAUAGGUGCCAUCUUGGCAGCCAGUAUCUCUCAUUCAAAGGUUUCUUACAGUGCCUUUGUGGUAGCUUUAACCGGAAGAUGUGAUGAAGAAGUACUUAGCCUGCUGCUAAAGCUACCUGAAAACAGUAAAACUUCCCUGGUAGUAGAAGAAUUAUGUUCUUUACCAGCACUGGACUUGUAUACCAUGUUUGUACUGAUUAUACAGAAUUUGAACGUACGUCAUAUUUUUUACAAGUUUAAGAUACCAUCUGAGGUAGGCAAUGUGCUAAACAUGCUACUGGAUGUGGUUUCUAGUAUCAGCUCACUUCUCAAUAAAGCCCAUUAUGUCAUGGAAAACCUUCCAGUGUUCCUCCAAAGAAUUCAGACUACUGGUGUGCUUGACAUCUCUUCAUUGCAACAGUUCUUGCAAAGUGGGCAGUUCAGAAGUUCAGCUGUUGGGUCCCUAGAGUCUGUAAUCAAGGCAGUGUGUAAAGAAGAAUCUUCAUUAUUCAGCAGUGCAAACCUGUUCAUCGACAUGCCCAGAAUCAAGAGACUCUCGGAGGAUGAUAUGGCAAAAUAUGGCAUUCCUGAAGACUCAACUCCAUUUUGCUUGAAGCUUUAUCAGGAGGUUUUGCAGUCUUCUAAUGGUGCUUUGCUCUGGACUCUCCUAAAACCUUUAUUGCAUGGGAAGAUACUGUACAAUUCAAACAUCAACAUGAUUGACCUGGUGAUGAAGAAGGCUAAUUUCACUUUUAGUUUUGUGGAAAACUUGAAGACUUAUUCUGAGACAUGGCUUAGGAUGUCUGAGGUUUUUAAAACCAGUGGAAAUGUCCUCACAGUCUCACACCUGCAGGAAGCACUGCAAAGCAAUUUCAUAAAGCACUUCGUAGAAAGUCAUUUGGAUAUUGACAUGGAAAAACUCCUUAAAAAAAUGCAAGUAUAUGAAACUAUGAUGAAAAAGAUGCUUAACAGCUCAGCAAGUAAACAGAUUGACCUGUUGUCACAGCUUCUAGUAAAUAUAUCUUCCUGUGUGUUAUUGGACCGCUUCCAGGCUUUUGACUCUGUUGAGAAAUUGGAGGAGAAGGCUCAUGAGCUCAUGCAGCAAAAUAAUUUAUUGGCUAGUAUCAUCUUUGAUACGCCAAAGAAUAAGAUGCAAGAUUCUAGCAAUCUCCUACCACGACACAUUUCAUAUACAAUUAGAACCAGCAUUCUCUAUAGCAUGAGGACGGAUUUGAUUAAAAACCCAGUGUGGAAAUCCCAUCCCCAGAAGUUACCAGCUGAUGGGUUUAAAUACAACCAUAUCUUUAUCCCUCUUCAAGACAUGAUUGAAAGGGCAAUUGUUUCAGCACAGACUGGGACAGAUACCUCAGAGCCAGACAUUCAGGUGCAAGCCAUGCCUUACCCUUGUCAUACCAGUGAUCUAUUCUUGAACAAUAUAGGAUUCUUUUUCCCACUUAUGAUGAUGUUAACAUGGAUGGUUUCAGUUGCUGGCAUGGUUCGCAGACUGGUUUAUGAAAGAGAAAUUCAUCUUGAAGAGUAUAUGAAGACAAUGGGUGUACAUCCAGCCAUUCAUUUCUUUGCUUGGUUUCUGGAAAAUGUAACUGUGCUCACAAUAAGCAGCUGUGCUCUGGCCAUCAUUUUAAAAGCAAGUGGUAUCUUUGCUUAUAGCAAUGGCUUCCUCAUCUUCCUUUUUCUCAUGGACUUUGGAGUUACAGUUAUUAUGUUAAGCUAUUUUUGGGGAGUAUUUUUUAGCAGUGCUGAUACAGCAGCUCUUUGCGCCAGCCUUGUAUAUAUGAUCAGUUUUUUACCCUACAUAGUUUUACUGGUCUUGCAGAACCAGCUGAGUUUCACCAUCCAGAUUAUAAUGUGUCUUCUUUCUACAACUGCCUUUGGGCAAGGAGUAUUUUUCAUUACAUUCUUUGAGGGCCAAGAAACAGGAAUUCAGUGGAAUAAUAUGCACCAGGAAGUGGCACAAGGAGGAUGCAUGACCUUUGGAUGGCUGUGCUGGAUGAUGCUCUUCGACUCCAUUUUAUAUUCUGUAGGUGGCUGGUAUUUCAGCAAUAUUAUUCCUGGAAAAUCUGGAUUAAAGAACCGAUGGUAUUUUCCCUUUACUGUUUCCUACUGGAAGAACCUAUGUGGUGCAGAGAAGAGGAAGAGACAUUUUCUGAAUUCUAAUAUGUUUUUCUUCAAUGAAAACUUCCAAGACAAAGACCCAGCACCUCCAAUUUGCAAAUGCCCUUGCAUCGAAGAAGCUACUAUUGGUGUCAUGCUACUGUCUCUCACCAAAGAGCACAUGGAUGGCAAGAAGGCUGCAAUUAAAGAUCUCAGCCUUGCUUUCCACAGAGGUCAGAUAACAGCACUCUUGGGACCUAAUGGAGCUGGCAAGACAACAAUUAUGUCAUUGUUGGCUGGUCUGUAUCCACCCAGCUCUGGUACCAUUAUUAUUAAUGGAAAGGACAUACAUAGUGAUCUGGCUGCCAUCAGGACAGAGCUGGGUGUUUGCCCACAGUAUGAUGUCCUGUUCAAUGUACUAACUGUGCGAGAACAUCUGCUGUUUUAUGGAUCAGUGAAGGCACCUGGCUGGACAAAAGAACAGUUGAAUCAGAAAGUCAGUGGAGCUCUGGAAGAUGUGGAUUUAUCCCAGCACCAGUACAAACCAGUUGGAGCUCUUUCUGGGGGAAUGAAAAGGAGGCUGUCAAUUGCUAUCUCAUUCAUUGGAAACUCAAAGACAGUUGUUCUAGAUGAGCCCACCAGUGGAGUAGAUCCAUGUUCUCGACGUAGCAUCUGGGAUGUUAUUCUGAAGUAUAAAGCUGGUUGCACGUUGAUCUUUACCACUCACCAUCUUGAUGAGGCAGAGGUGCUCAGUGAUCACAUUGCUAUCCUGCAGUGUGGCCAGCUGAAGUGCUGGGGUUCUCCCUCUUAUCUGAGAGAAACAUAUGGCCAGGGACACAGUCUAACGCUGACAAAAAAGCCUUCUGUGUUUGAAAUCCAGGAUCCUAAACAUACUGUUCAGGUCACAUCUCUUGUACAGACCCACAUCCCAGAAGCCUUCUUGAAAGAGAACAGUGGGACUGAGCUGACCUAUGUGAUUCCAGAAACGGCAAAUAAGACCUCUUUUAAAAGUCUUUUUCAGGCUUUAGAUCAAAGCCUGCAUCGUCUACAUGUGACUGGCUAUGGCAUUUCUGACACCACCUUGGAAGAGGUUUUUCUGAAGCUACUGCAGGACUCAGAGAAGAUGCCCUGCGUUCCACGGACAGCACACCUGGACCAUAGAAAUGGUGCUGAAUCAUCUUGGGCCCUGAGUGUGCAUGGAGCCCGUCUUUUUCUUGCACAGAUUGUUGCCCUUCUGAUUAAGAGGUUUCACCACACUAGGAGAGACUGGAGAGGAACCCUGUUAAAUGUGCUGCUGCCUGUCCUCUUUGUUGCACUGGCAAUGGCCUUGUUUAAUGUGAAGCCACUGGCUACUGAUUACCCUUCUCUCAAGCUAACACCAAGACUUUAUGAUGACGCAGAAUCUUUCUUUAGAAAAAAUAGUUCAUGUUGGCAGAUGGAAUCUAUGUCACCCCAGGAUUCAUGUGGAUGUAUGGCUGAACAACAGAUGUGUCCAAGUUUCAAUACCUCUGUUCCAUAUGUGAAGAAUAAGAAAGGACAUAUUUUGUAUAAUCUGUCAGGGUUUCUUGUAGAAGAGUAUUUAGUGAGACCUUCCAACAGAGCAAGAUAUGGUGGUUGGUCUUUUGGAAGGAGAAGAGCAUUUGAACUUCAAGAUAAAAAAUUGAACAACACCAAAUCAAAGUAUAUGGUUAAGGUAUGGUACAACCAAAAAGGUUUCCAUGCACUGCCAUCUUACUUAAAUGAACUCAACAACUUCAUUCUGUGGGUGAAUUUGCCUCCUAAUGUAGAUUGGAGACAGUAUGGGAUGACACUUUACAGCCAACCAUAUGGAGGAGCCUUCCUGGAUGAGGACAAAAUAAUGGAGAACAUUCGUCAGUGUGGAGUAGCACUCUGUAUCAUGCUGGGUUUCUCUAUCUUUACCGCUUCCAUUGGAAGUGCCAUAGUGAAAGACAGAGUGUCUGGCACAAAACGCCUGCAGCAUAUCACCGGCCUGGGUUACAAAACUUACUGGCUUGGUAACUUCUGCUGUGAUAUGCUGUUUUACAUGGUUCCAGUCACCCUGUGUGUUGGUGUUAUUAGCGCCUUCCAGCUAUCAGCCUUCACUUUCCGAAAGAACUUGGCAGCCACUGUUCUCCUGCUGAUACUCUUUGGAUAUGCAACUUUGCCAUGGAUGUAUCUUGUAUCCCGAUUCUUCUCGAGUUCAGAUGUAGCUUUUAUUUCUUACAUCUCCUUAAAUUUUGUAUUUGGCCUGUGUACCAUGCUUGUGACUCUCUUACCUCGUUUGUUAGCUAUAAUUUCCAGAGUGCAGAGUUUGCAGAACAUCUACAGUAUCCUCAAAUGGGCAUUCAUCGUAUUCCCACAAUUCUGCUUAGGCCAGGGCUUAAUAGAACUUUCGUACAAUCAGAUCAAGUUUGACCUGACCAGCAAUUUUGGAAUAGAUUCAUAUGUGAGCCCCUUUGAGAUGAAUUUCCUGGGCUGGAUUUUUGUGGAAAUGACCAUGCAAGGAACACUAUUCCUUCUUUUAAGACUUUUUCUUCAUUGGGAUCUCCUCCAGAAACCAAGGGGUCAUUGUUCAUCUAAAAGCAUGGUGAUGCCUUCAGAAGAUAUUGAUGUAGAAACGGAGAGACAGCGACUCUUUAGUGGAAGAACUGGUAAUGAUAUCCUCCUUCUGUACAACCUCAGGAAGUGUUAUGGAGGUUUCAAGAAGAACACAGCUGUGGAAAACAUAAACUUAGGAAUACCAAGGGGAGAGUGUUUUGGACUCCUGGGAACAAAUGGAGCUGGGAAAAGCACAACAUUUAAGAUGCUGACUGGAGAUAUCAUCCCAUCUGCAGGACGUGCUGUUAUCAGGACUCCUACAGGGUCUGAAAUGGAUAUAUUGUCUGCCAGCUCUGAAGGCAUUCUCACUGGCUAUUGUCCACAGCAAGAUGCCUUGGAUGAAUUUUUAACUGGUUGGGAACAUCUUUAUUAUUACAGCACACUGCGUGGAAUUCCAAAACAUGAUAUCCAUAAGGUUGCAGAGGACCUUGUCAACAGGUUACACCUUAAUGCCCAUGCUGACCAACUGGUGAGAACGUACAGUGCUGGCACAAAGAGGAAGCUCUCUACUGCUCUGGCUUUAGUUGGUAAACCCCAAAUACUUUUACUGGAUGAACCCAGCUCUGGGAUGGAUCCCUGCUCUAAACGCUACCUUUGGAAAACCAUCCUGAAGGAAGUUCAGGACGGCUGUGCAGCUGUACUGACAUCCCACAGUAUGGAAGAAUGUGAAGCCCUCUGCACACGUCUUGCUAUUAUGGUCAAUGGAAGUUUCAAGUGCCUUGGUUCUCCCCAGCACAUUAAAAACAGGUUUGGAGAUGGUUAUUCUGUCAAGGUUUGGCUUAGUAAAGGUAUAAGCUAUCAAAGAAUGAUUUUGGACUGUCUACAGCUGCAUUUUCCUGGAACACAGUUUAAGGCACAGCAUCUUAACCUGCUCGAGUACCAUGUACCACGAAGCCAGGGAUGCUUGGCAGAGCUCUUCAGAGUGUUAGAGAAUCACAAAGCUUUUCUACAAAUCAAACACUACUCCAUCAGCCAAACCACAUUAGAGCAGGUAUUCAUUAAUUUUGCUACACAACAGCAAGAACUCUCGCAUUCUUCACAAGAAUCUCCUGUUAUUCAUCAUGACCACCUGCCAGUCUAGACUUAGAACAGGAUCAGCAGCAUAUAUGUGUGUGUAUGUGUAUACAUAUGCACAUUUAACAUGUAAUAACUUUUCAGCUGUUAACAGUCUGUGUAUGAGAAACCAAUAGUAGAAGCAGAGGUGAGUUUGCAUCUGUAGGCCAGAAGGAAUGCUGCCAGUUCUCAGUAAAACAUGAAACUGGUUACACGCGGACUAAAAAUCAGUUUUUUAAUUAAGUGGAAUUCAUAAGGGCCUCAUUAAUGCAGCUUUGUGUAAAAAAGAGUGAUCUGAAAUGUUGAAAUGUCACAGUGUAUAGUAGAUUAUUUUUGUGGUGACUCUACAUCCAUUUGACUACAGUAAUCUCUUGCAUGCGCACUUAAUGUUUAACUUUUACAUGGCAAGGAGAGAAAACCCCAUUGAAUGGUAGCAAUAGCUAGGCUAUCAGCCAAUAUUAAUAUUUAAAGCAAAAAAUGAAAUUCUUUUGACUUCUGUAUUAAUUCAGUUCUGUGUUGUGACAAGUUAAAUUAGUCUUUAUUGUAUAAAUGAGGAGCUAUAUUUUAUAUUAAAGAGGUGAUUAGUGUACUAGUUUGCCUCCCAGUUGUCUUAAGUAAAUUUAACACGGUUCCAUAAAUCAUACCUGAAAUGAGUGUUCCCUUAUACUUGCAGGUUGCUGCUGGGAGAAUUCUCAAGUAUCUUUUUAAUGACCUAUUUUGUUUCUAUUUUUUUGUUUCUUAUUUUUCCCAAAAGAAUGUCAAAAUAUUGUUUAAUGGGCAUGUUAAAAGAAAAUAAGAUACACAUUCAGACAC
Molecule: messenger RNA, 13723 nt
Organism: Pezoporus flaviventris
Lineage: Eukaryota; Metazoa; Chordata; Aves; Psittaciformes; Psittacidae
Gene: ABCA13
Product: ATP binding cassette subfamily A member 13
Exons: 58
Coding region: 174-12938 (4254 amino acids)
Biological process (GO): transmembrane transport; lipid transport
Cellular component (GO): intracellular membrane-bounded organelle; membrane
Molecular function (GO): ABC-type transporter activity; ATP binding; lipid carrier activity
Source: RefSeq, a predicted model, not a curated record